CUCUUCUCUCAAAUAUUCUCCUUUAUAAACCCUUCCAUCUUCAUUUCUCCAUCACCACCCUCCACCUUCCCAAACACACAAAACAAACAAACAUAGAAUAUAGAAGAAAGCAAUUCUCCUCCACUCUGAUUCUGAGAGCUUAAAUUGAAGCUAUCUCUUGUAAUUGGCAAAGCCAUGGGAUUCCUAAAGGCCAUAUUCACCAUAGCAAUAACCAUGGCUUUGUCGAUCGCGCUCAUCACGAUGAACGGUAUUAACCAGUUAGAGGAAGUGAAAUCGUCGCUGGAUCAGCAGCAGCAACAGCCAUUGAUCCAUGAUGGCGAAAACGAAAUAGUUCUUCCUUCUAAGCGGCUGAAUCGCUUCCUUGCUGAAUAUCCGGAUGACAAGAAUCCAAGGAAUCCAAAACCGGCUGAUCAUUGCAAAAGGGAUAACGAGCUUUGCUACUUGAUGGGUUACGAUAGGAACACGACAGCGUGCUGCAACAACAAGUGUAUGGACUUGGGGUACGACAAGCAAAACUGCGGCGCGUGCAAGCAGAAAUGCAAAAAGUAUACUGAUUCGUGCUGCAGAGGGGAAUGCGUCAAUACCAACUUCGACAAGAGGCAUUGCGGCGGUUGUAACAACCGGUGUGAAAAGGGCCAAUACUGUGUCUACGGACUCUGUGGUUACGCCUAAGUCUCAUCACACGAGUCUCCAAAUGUAAAAGAAAAGGGGAUAUUUAUAGUAAUUAUAUACGAGGUUUGUGAUUUUUAUUAAAGAAAAUUAUUCAAUAAAGUAAACCACAUUUGUGGUGGUUCUCAUCUUGCAAAUAUAUAAUAUAGCACAUAUUGUCGUGAUUA
Messenger RNA from Arachis duranensis, 836 nucleotides. RefSeq names its product stigma-specific STIG1-like protein 3. NCBI's taxonomy places the organism in Eukaryota, Viridiplantae, Streptophyta, Magnoliopsida, Fabales, Fabaceae. The record is from RefSeq and is a predicted model, not a curated record. The transcript has a single exon. The coding region runs from base 175 to 672 and encodes 165 amino acids.